This is a messenger RNA of Hipposideros armiger (great roundleaf bat), 7390 nucleotides long. It is a transcript of the gene CERT1, whose product is annotated as ceramide transporter 1. The coding region runs from base 426 to 2300 and encodes 624 amino acids. The record is from RefSeq and is a predicted model, not a curated record. Gene Ontology annotation, molecular function: lipid binding. The transcript is spliced from 18 exons. NCBI's taxonomy places the organism in Eukaryota, Metazoa, Chordata, Mammalia, Chiroptera, Hipposideridae. Gene Ontology annotation, biological process: ER to Golgi ceramide transport.
AAUAGUGGGCCAGGCAGGAAGAUGGCGGCGGUAGCGGAGGUGUGAGUGGACCCGGGUCUCUGCAGCUAGAUUUUCUCUUCCCUUUUUCCUCCCCCUCCCUUCUCUGUUUGAGAUUGGCAUCAAGCGGGCUGAGUUCGGGUGGCGGCGCUGGGCGCAGCGCAGGGGUCACGGCAACGGCGGCGGCUGACGGCUGGAAGGGCAGGCUUCCUUCGCCGCUCGUCUUCCUUCCCCGGUCCGCUCGGUGUCAGGCGCGGCGGCGGCGGCGGCUCGUGGGGCGGACUUCGUCCCUUCUCCAGCACCCCUCGGCGCCGGAGCUGGCACUCUUCCUUUCGCCAUCCCUCGACAUUUCACCCCGGGGACUGGGCGCCUCCUCCGGCGCAGCUCAGGGAGCGGGGGCCGGUCUCCUGCUCGUCUGUCGCGCCUCCAUGUCGGAUAACCAGAGCUGGAACUCGUCGGGCUCGGAGGAGGAUCCGGAGACGGAGUCUGGGCCGCCUGUGGAGCGCUGCGGGGUCCUUAGCAAGUGGACAAACUACAUUCAUGGGUGGCAGGACCGUUGGGUAGUUUUGAAAAAUAAUACUCUGAGUUACUAUAAAUCCGAAGAUGAGACAGAGUAUGGCUGCAGAGGAUCCAUCUGUCUUAGCAAGGCUGUCAUAACGCCUCAUGAUUUUGAUGAAUGUCGAUUUGAUAUUAGUGUAAACGAUAGUGUUUGGUAUCUUCGUGCUCAGGAUCCAGAUCACAGACAGCAGUGGAUAGAUGCCAUCGAACAGCACAAGACUGAAUCUGGUUAUGGAUCUGAGUCCAGCUUGCGUCGACAUGGCUCGAUGGUGUCACUGGUGUCUGGAGCAAGUGGCUAUUCUGCAACAUCCACUUCUUCAUUCAAGAAAGGCCACAGUUUACGUGAGAAAUUGGCUGAAAUGGAAACCUUUAGAGAUAUCCUAUGUAGACAAGUUGAUACUCUACAGAAGUACUUUGAUGCCUGUGCUGAUGUUGUCUCCAAGGAUGAACUUCAAAGGGAUAAAGUGGUAGAAGAUGAUGAAGAUGACUUUCCCACAACACGGUCUGACGGAGACUUUUUGCAUAAUACCAAUGGCAAUAAGGAAAAGGUAUUUCCACAGGUAACACCGAAAGGAAUUAAUGGUAUAGACUUUAAAGGGGAAGCAAUAACUUUUAAAGCAACUACUGCUGGAAUCCUUGCUACACUUUCUCAUUGUAUUGAACUAAUGGUAAAACGUGAAGACAACUGGCAAAAGAGACUGGAUAGGGAAGCUGAAAAAAGAAGAAGACUAGAGGAAGCAUAUAAAAAUGCUGUGACAGAACUUAAGAAAAAAUCCCACUUUGGAGGACCAGAUUAUGAGGAAGGCCCAAACAGUCUAAUUAAUGAAGAAGAGUUCUUUGAUGCUGUUGAAGCUGCUCUUGACAGACAAGAUAAAAUAGAAGAACAGUCACAGAGCGAAAAGGUCAGGUUACAUUGGCCUACACCCAUGCUAUCUGGAGAUGCCUUUUCUUCUGUGGGGACUCAUAGAUUUGUCCAAAAGCCCUAUAGUCGCUCUUCCUCCAUGUCUUCCAUUGAUCUAGUCAGUGCCUCUGACGAUGUUCACAGAUUCAGCUCCCAGGUUGAAGAGAUGGUGCAGAACCACAUGACUUAUUCAUUACAGGAUGUAGGUGGAGAUGCCAACUGGCAGUUGGUUGUAGAAGAAGGAGAAAUGAAGGUAUAUAGAAGAGAAGUAGAAGAAAACGGGAUUGUCUUGGAUCCUUUGAAAGCUACCCAUGCAGUUAAAGGUGUUACAGGACACGAGGUCUGCAAUUACUUCUGGAAUGUUGAUGUUCGCAAUGAUUGGGAAACAACUAUAGAAAACUUUCAUGUGGUGGAAACAUUAGCUGAUAAUGCAAUCAUCAUUUAUCAAACACACAAGAGAGUGUGGCCUGCUUCUCAGCGAGAUGUAUUAUAUCUUUCUGCCAUUCGAAAGAUACCAGCCUUUACUGAAAAUGACCCUGAAACUUGGAUAGUUUGUAAUUUUUCUGUAGAUCACGACAGUGCUCCUUUAAACAAUCGAUGUGUCCGUGCCAAAAUAAAUAUUGCCAUGAUUUGUCAAACCUUGGUAAGCCCGCCAGAAGGAAACCAGGAGAUUAGCAGGGACAACAUUUUAUGCAAGAUUACAUAUGUAGCUAAUGUGAACCCUGGAGGAUGGGCACCAGCCUCAGUGUUAAGGGCAGUGGCAAAACGAGAGUAUCCCAAGUUUCUAAAACGUUUCACUUCUUACGUCCAAGAGAAAACUGCAGGAAAACCUAUUUUGUUCUAGUAUUAACAGUGACUGAAGCAAGGCUGUGUGACAUUCCAUGUUGGAGGAAAAACUAAAAAAAAAAAAAAAAAAAAAUUGGAUGCUCUAAGCUGGAACAUAGGAUCUAUAGCCUUGUCUAUGGCCCAACACCUUGACCUUGUGUACAAAAAUGAAGAAAUCUUGCAAUAGCAAAGCUGAACAUCUAACACUAGCUGUCUCCUGCUAGAUCUCCGCGCUCAGCAUAUAUCUAUAAAUACAUGUAAAAUUACAUGUACAUGGCUAUAUUUUUAUUUGCUUGCUCCUAGAAGAGAAAAAAACAACUUUGAAUCACAACUAGGAAUUGAUGCUUUAAUUUUUGAAAACUUUUUCAGAAUUUUUAAUUUAGUAUGGUCCGGCCUAAGAUCCUCAGUUGUAUCAGGUUUUGUGCACAAAAGAAAAGCACAAAAGUUGAACGCACAUGGGGCAUGUGCUUUUUGUGCACCAGAUAUCUGGAUGGGGUUCUUUUUUCAGGCCUAUAGUCAAAUCUGUGUCCAGAAUUUUUUGACUUUUUUGACUUUUUGCUUUGUAUAAUCAUAGAAUUCAUUGCUGCUGAUUUCUAUAAUGAUUCAUGUUAUCAUGUAAAGUGUCUCUUAAUAACUGAGGGCUGUCAAUAACCUGUGAUUUUGCCUUUUCUAGAGUCUUACUCCCAUGAAGAACCUUGGUUCUGAUGGAGAAAGAGUGAAAAGCUUUAUUCCUUCUUCAGAUACCUUUAUAAUUCUUGUAUUUUUAGUUGUGUUCUGUGUGCUACAGCUUUUUUUUUUUUUUCAGUUUGUUAGAAACACAAUUUGGCAAUUCCAAAAUUGAUUCUGCCUGCCUCCAAACAGAAACAUCUGUACAGAUCUUAUGGGUACAAACUACUUUCUGGUAAAAUGGUCAGGAUAAAGUGAGCUCACGUUUUCAUGAAAUUUGUAAGAGGAAAUUUGGUAGUGUUAAGCAGAUCAGACUGAGUUUGACAUUUGAUUCGAUAUUUUUAGUAUUCAGUAACAGGCAUGUUUGUUUGUUCUUCUAAUUUGGGUCAGUUUAAAAAGAUAUGUUGCAAGAUAUGCAUAGAAAAUGUGAGCAGUGCCCCUGUUUGCCUCUUGAUCAUAAACUUCAGCAGAGCAGUAAAGGAUUCCAUAUGAGUCAAACUGAAAUUCUUCCCUUAGUUCCUGUAAGAACUUAAAUGUAAAAUACCUUUUUUAGUUUUACUAGUUUUAGGCCUCUGAAAAACCUUGAAGCAUUGGAGUUGAGGCAAGGAAUUGUACUCACUGAAGUAGAAAUGACUGCCCACUUCAAAAUCUUCAUUGUGUUUUUACACAAAUGUGCUUACAUAAAUCAGAGGCAUUUAGUAGAUGCUUUGCUGACUAGUUCAUCUCUGCAGAAACACAGAAAUCAGACCCAUUUUGUAAAGCAGAAAGUCAUGUCACGUGGAGCAUGUCCUGUAUAUAUUUCAUACAUGGUAAUGGAGUCUUAAUGAUAAAUGCAAGGUGAUAAUUUAAUGAUGGGAUUAGUCUGAUCACUUAAUAUGCACAAUCCUGGAAGUGAAUUACUUGCAUCAGAUAUAGUAGUAUUUAUUAUUCUGUACAGAGAGAAAAAAUACAUAUAAAACAUAUGCUUACGUUACAUGCACGCAGAUUUCAUGCUCCAUAAAUCUUUUCUAUUUUUUAAUUUACCUUUCUCUAAAUGAUGUGCAUGGAAUAUGCCUUAUUACAGAAAAAUGCUGUUCAUAAUUUGAGUAUGUGGAAAAGUGCCUAUGGUGGUAAUGCUAAUAAGGCAAAUAAGACAAAUUAUUAUAUCAGUUUACUACAUCACCAGUUAACAUUAUAUAUUGUGAUGUUUAAAAAAAGUUUAUACCUCAAAUGUGUCUUUUAUUUUACAAUCAUCUGUGGGCUGGGAUGUGGAAGUAUGGGAAGGUUGGGGAGGGGAGGUUUAUUCACCACAGCCGCUAAUGGGAAUCUAAAAAAAAAAUUCUAUAUGCCCACUCUAAAUGUUUCUCUGUUUGCCAUUUCUGGUAACUAUCAUGAACACAGACAAGUAACUCUUUCUUAACUAAAUUGGAUAGCUUUAUUUUACAAAGGUAUGGAAAGUUUACAAAGCAGUAUCUAAAUCUAAUUAUCAUUAGUUGCAUUUGCACUAAAUGUUAAUGAUAUACUUUUGCAAUUCUGUAAAUAAAAUGAUUACACUAAAAUAUUUGUAUUAAAAAAAAGAAAAAAGGAUACAUUUUACCUUUAGAUAACUGCACUAGUACUUCACUAGAGUUAAUCCUGUCCAACCAGAUUUAGAAAUGAGUAGGGGAAUAUGAACAGAAUUUAAAGGAGUUCAAAAUUUGGAGAGGUACUAGCCCUUUAGACAAUAUUCAGACCCUCUAGAAUUAUUUCUGUAUGGCUAAUUCCUACAUACUAAAUAUACAUGAUGCUUUCAUCCACAGUUAUUUCCUACUUCUCUUUCCCAAGCCAAAAAAAAAAUUAUCUUUUUACUCUCUUUUCUACUCAGUUACUCUUUUUGUACUGUGAUAGAAACUUGAAAAAUAUUGGUGAUGAGGGGCUUUAUUCCCUGAAUGCCCACUGUACAGUUCAAGAGAGCACAGUGUUUCAGUUAGAAUUCAGGGCUCCUGAUUUUGAGGUGGAGGGUGAUCAUAGCAGCUCUUGGUUUGGGAUCGCCACCGAAGCAGCCAGACCAAGGAGGGGGAUGUCUGGGAGGGAGGUGUAAAAAUACAGAAUAAGGAAAAGGAGAAAUGGGUUUCCCAUUUGUUCAGUUCUGUCCACUAAUUUCUACACCUAUACAACAUCAGUGUCAAUUGCUAUUGAGAAAUUUUUAGUUGGGCUGAGCUGGUUCUCUUGUGAAAUUGUGCUGGUUAUCUUUAAGCUUAUCAGUUGUUUGUCCAAUUAAACACUUUUCACCAGUAUUUAGUCCACGUUCAGAUGAUGUAUUUGGAUUAUUGUCAUUGUUCAUCUACAAACUCAAAACAUAAUCAUUUUAAAGUACCUUGGGAGUGUAUAGAGUGUAACUAUUCUAUAAUAGCUUUAUGAUCCUAAUGAUGUUUUUAAAAAAUAAUAAAGUUGGAUCUUCCAUGUUACAAUCACAAAAUUAAAAUCAGUAUUUAAAAGUGGAAAAGUAUUAAAAUAUUAUGGACAAAUGUGCUUGCUCGAUUGUUUUCCUUAACCCUGAGAUACAGCCCUACAUAAUUCUCUGAGUACUUUAAGAGCUUGCAAUAUUCCAGUUCAAUGUUAUUCAUACUGUAGGUUGUAACCCAGUUAGGGAUCAAGAAAACUAUUAAUGAGUUGUGACCUAGUUAAAGAUAUAAAUAUAACAGAAUGGAAUAAUCAAAUAUAUAGUUUGUAAUAAAGUAUUUUGUGAAUUUUUUUCAUAUGUAUAAAUAUAUGUGUAUAUAUAGUGGAUUACAAUUUAAAAUGAAUUUCUUACUAUGUAUCAUGGUCUAAAAGAUAGACCAUAUACAGUUGGAUAUUUCUAAAAUGAAAGCACAGUGCGAGCCAGUCAUUCCCAUUUAUAAUUUAACUACAUACAUUUAGCCAUAAAUAAAUAAUCUCUCAUUUAUUUAAAUAAUAUAGGCAGCUCCACUUGUUGCACUCAGAGAAUUUAUGCCCUAGAACAACCGUGAGAUGGGAAGUGUGGAUUUGCAGUUAAUUCAGUCAGUGGGUUCCUCCAUGGUUUUAUUGAAGGCAUUGAACAUAUUUCUCUUAGUAUUCAAAGGUACAUACCAUCCAAACAAUAUGACCUCAAGCCAACUACUUAAUCUGGUGGGAUGCUGGAGAAAAAAGCUAGCUGUUGUGUUGAAUUUAUUGACAGAGAAAUCAUAUGUGGUCUUCAUGGCACACUUUCAAGGCGUUUAAGAGCGAUUUUAACUAUAUGCAGUUUUUGCCUUAGUCUUGACUUUGGAAUAUAACCUGCAAAUAAAAUGUAGUUUAACCAUUUCAAAUUAAGUUGUUUUCAUAGUAUCUUCCAGAUUUUCUUGCCAUUAUUUUAACUAGAUUACAGCAGAUCUCAGUGUUGGCAUUGCAUUCUCUACCCAUUAAGACAAAUUUUCUGUGAGCCCUCCAUAUCUGUACACUGAAUAGCCUUAAUAUCAAAACCUAUUUGGCCUCUUCAUUCUCCUCUCUCACAGCAUUCUGUAAGUUUAGUACUAGAACAAAUCUAAAAGGUCUUUGAAGUUAAUAAAAGAUGCCCAACCAGGAAUUUCUUAUCACCCAGUCUGUUAAGGUGCUGAAUGAGGAUGUCUCCAUUAAGUGUAACAUAUACCAGGUCUACAUUUAAUUUAACUCCUCUCCUUACAAUACUACUGCUGUAAAAUAGUGGUGCCACCACUAUUUUACAGAUAAAGAAACAGGCUAGGGUUCCAGGCACACAGUAAUUCUAAAAGUCUUUCCUUUAAACUGCUACUUUUUAGCCUAUGUAUUAAUAUUUAAUAUCUAGAAUAUAGUGUGGGUCUUAACACUACAUACUUCAAUAUUGGCUUCACAAAAUCCCAGAUAUCUAUGUGUCAAAGUCCCACCAGAUAUAUGAAUUUGACCAUCAUGUGAUGCCUUAACUGCUUUCCUAUCCUCCAGCUUAAAGGGACGAGACGGAACUCAGUCAUAAAACACCAUCGCAAACAAGCCCAAGGAGGGUAUUCUAUCUCGGAUUUUUCAAUCCAAGGACAAGUUCCAAUGUAGCUGUCGCUGUUUUGUGAGCCACCUGCUGCAAAAUGACCAUUGAAGUAGCGAGUAGAGCAAGCUUUGGAUCCACUCCCGGUCAGUUUACUGUGGUUCUUUUAUAUUACUAUUCCUUGGAAUUGGGAGGGCUAAGUGGUAGCUGGGUCCAGCAGUACAGAAUGUGUGUGCGGCAGCUAAAGCAGCAUACAGUCGACAUCCAAACCAUUUUAGCAUAGGGAUAGCACUAAUAUGCCUGCACUCCAAACAAUGCCCAGUGCAAAUGUUUUGGGGUUUUUUUGUUUUUUUAUUAUGAAAUACACAUUUUUUAGAAUUAGUUUCAGCUGUACAACACAGCCCAGUGCAAAUGUUUAUUGAGCGCUUACUGCUUGCCGUGCAGUAUUACAGGAUUAGGAAUACAGCAAUAAACAGAACAUCUGGCCUACA